CGCUCAUCCAAGAGCAGGCUUCUUCUGCGCUAACAAGAAAGAGAGAGAAGGCAGCUUUGCACGGAUCUCUUUCUGCUGGAGGGCGCCGGCAGCUCACGCACGCAGAGCCCAAGCAAGGAGACCUGAAGUCGACUGGCAAGCCCAACAAAAAGACCGCAGGGCAGGGUGCCGGAGAAUGGACUACUUUAAGACGGCUGCGACGGCGCUGCUGUCCAAGGGCGGCCCGCUGCCCAACUACAACAUCGGCGAGCGCGAAGCCUGGUUCGAGGGGAGGACGAUCUGGAGCCUGCACGAAGGCACGAAGAGAGACGACUCCUCGCCAUGCAGCAUCCUCAUCUUUGACGCAAUGGUGCCGUCGCACAACCCGCGCAAGUCGGUGCUUCCGCUUGCCAAGAAUGCACUCCGGAAGUUGCGGACGACACGGCAUCCUGAUGUGGUCAAGCUGCUCGACAGCGCAGAGACUCCUACGGCUGUCUACAUCGUCGUGGAGCAGGUCAGACCGCUGGGGAGGGCUCUCGAAGAGAUGAAGGCCAAGCCGGAGCAGCGGGCGGAGUGGGUCGGAUGGGGCCUCAGCAAGAUUGCUGAUGCUGUCAAAUUCUUAAACUCCGACACCGGGUCCACUCAUGGCCUGGUCAGGCUGGAGAGCAUCUUCCUAGCCAGCAGCGGUGAAUGGCGCCUGGCCGGAUUUGAGCUCCUGAGCUCUCCCAAGGACGAAUCUCCCGUUCUCUAUAAUCAGGGCAGCCUGGUGCCCGACGCUGCGCGCUGCGCACCUCCAGAGGUCAAGCAGCAAGGGUGGGGAGUCUUGAGGGACCUUCCGCCACACCCGAUGGAUUCGUUCGGAUUCGCUCUUCUUGUCAUCGAAGCAUACAACGGCAGCCUCCCUCCCAGUAUCAGCGCUGUACCCCCUCAGGGCCAAGUCCCCGCGCCCAUCUAUGCUCUUGUGCGGCGAAUGAUGGUGCCAAACGCAAAGAACCGACUGCCGGUCGCCAAUCUACUCGAAGCCGGCCAAGCCGAUGGCGGCUUCUUCACCGAGAAUCGACUGGUCAAGGUAGCAAGCGGUCUCGACGGCUUCAUGCUCUCGCGCGAAGAUGAAAGGGCCGAAAUCAUGAGACAACUCAAGUCUUCGUCGGACAGCUUCCCGCCCGAAUUCUUGCACUACAAGGUCCUGCCCACUCUCGUCAAUGCUCUUUCGCUUUCGUCGAGCCCGCAGAACGUGGGUAGCCCUACGCUGCAGGCUAGCAAGAUUCUUCCCCUUGUGCUCCAACUCGGGGCAAAGCUGCCGGACAAGGAAUGGAGCCGGAGCCUCUCGGCCCCGCUUCUCAAGGCGUGGACGAGUGCCGAUCGAGGAGUGCGAAUGACGCUGCUCGAGAGCCUGGAGCUGUACAUGGACCGCCUCGAGGCAAAGAGGAUCAGCGACAGCGUCUGGCCCAAUCUCAUCACUGGCUUUGGCGACUCGGCACCCGUCAUUCGCGAGGCUACUGUCAAAGCCAUCCUGCCCCUGUCGGAGAAGCUCUCGGAGCGCAUUCUCAACAACGAUUUGCUCCGGCAGCUGGCGAGAAGCCAAGUCGACAACGAAGCGGGUAUCCGAACCAACACGACGAUCCUCUUGGGCAGGCUAGCGCCGAAACUCAACCUCCAAACAAGAAAGACGGUCCUGAUCCCUGCUUUUGCGAGGAGCAUGAAAGACCCCUUUGUCCAUGCCCGCGUCGCCGGCAUCAUGUCACUUAUGGCCACGGGCGAGAGCUACGAUGGCGACGACGCAGCCAAGCAGAUCAUCCCCGCCAUUGCUCCAUGCCUCGUCGACAAGGAAAAGAUGGUGAGAGACCAAGCAUUCAUGGCCAUGAAGAUGUUCAUGGAGCGUGUCAAGGACAAGGUCAAGACCAUGCCCGACACGGCCCUUCCUCCCGAGCAGCAGCAGCAGGAGGCUGGUUCCGCAUCAUCCAUGGCAGCAACAGCUUCUGCCAAUGGCUCCUCUGCCACGCCAGGCUCGUGGGCCGCCUCGGCCUUGGCAGGAUGGACGCAAUCAGCAUUUGCCAAACACAUCGAUACUGCCUCGCUGGCGGCGACGACGAUGGACGGCAAACAGACGCCCUCUGCCGUCUCAACGCCUCCCGUCCCUGCAGCCUCGCCGGCACCUUCGUCAUCGACGUCGGCCGCCAGCGAGGCCCCCUCAUGGUCCAAGCAAGGCGAUCUCAUGGAUGUCAACGACGACGAGGCCGACUGGUCUGGCUUUGAGACGGCACCACCCAAAAAGGCUGCCUCGCUGGGAGGUGCUCGGCGAAAGAUGGGCGCAAGGGCAGGCGGCGGCGGCGGCGGCAGCAGCAGCAGCAACAACAGGACCUCACGCGCACAGCCUUCCUUGUCCACUCGACCGAUUGCUUCCUCUUCCUCCUCUUCCUCUUUGUCUAUGCGCGCUUCGGGAGAUGCGUUGAGCGCUAUGACGCGCAAGAGCCUCGCCGUGGCCGAUGCUGGCGCAGCUGAUGAUGCCGCCUGGGAUGAACCACCGGAGGAAGAGGAAAAGGCGCCGCCCUCAGCAUCGACUGGCCAGCCUGCCGUGCAACGUACUGAGAGUCCAGCUUCUGCAUUCAAGAAGCCCGUGGAGGCAUGGGGCGAGGAGGGCGGAGCAGGUGCAGUGCCAGCACGGGCAGAAGAAGAUGAGCCAGGGACAGCGGUAAGAACAAGGACAGAGGCAGGGACGGGGGCAUCCGUCAACGAAACAGCAGCUUGGGGAGCAAUUGACGAUGCGUUUGAGGACGACCAGGAUGGCAAGGGCAAGUCCUCGUCUACGACAGCUUCAGCAGCAAUGACACGUGAAGAGCGUCGGGCUGAGAUGGAGCGCAAGCGCGAGGAGCGGAGACAGCGCAUGGCCCAGCUCAAGCAGUCCAAGGCUCAAAAGCUGGCCUCGGGUCUCGCAUGAGCCUACCCUUCCCACCCCUUCGCGCAGGCACGCGCACACUACUCCGGGGCGUACCGCGCAGCGCAGCACAGUGCAGUGCAUCCCAUGUUGCUUUGCAUCACAACACGCACAUGCAUAGCUGGCAGUUGCUCCUUGUAGUAAUGGAAGU
Molecule: messenger RNA, 3065 nt
Organism: Acaromyces ingoldii
Lineage: Eukaryota; Fungi; Basidiomycota; Exobasidiomycetes; Exobasidiales; Cryptobasidiaceae
Exons: 7
Coding region: 176-2917 (913 amino acids)
Biological process (GO): protein phosphorylation; tRNA export from nucleus
Cellular component (GO): cytoplasm
Molecular function (GO): ATP binding; protein kinase activity
Source: RefSeq, a predicted model, not a curated record